ACAUGUCACUAUGACAGUGACAGUACCUUAAAGCAUUUUGUGUUCGUGUCAAAGAAAUGUUAAUAAACAUGAAUAAAUGCGUGAUUGUUUUUAAAAAUAACAUGCUGAUUACAUUAAAAUAAAGAUAAAAACUUUUAUAAUAAUGUUUUUCUUUAAAAUUUAAAUAUAGUUUGACGUAAACCUAAAUUGUGAUUACGUGUCAUAAUAAUUAUAAGAAUAAUGUAUAUUAUUGUAAUUUAAAAUAAUAUUUUUCUUUUAAAGUCAAAUUAUUCAUAAUCCUUACAAUUAAUAAUUAAUUAAUUGAAGAAGAUAGUUACCGUUGCACUUAAAUAUAUUAUUUGUAUAUAGGUUUUUUUUUUAAACAUAACCUAACUUUUUGUGAAAAAAAAUAUAAAUUAAUGACAAUUAUUUAGCUAUUAGAAAAUUUAAAUUGUAGAUAGAUAAAGCAAUGGUUAUUGAAAGUAUGAGGGUAGGAGGAGGAAGAUGUCCACCACUUCUCGUAGGAGGUCUUUUUGUUGUUUGUUUAAUGCUUAUUGUCAAUUGGUACAGUCUUUCAUCAGAAAAUCUUGAACUUCUUCGUCAGUUGGAUGAACUUGGAGAACAGCUCAAAAUUAGCGCAGAAGAAAGGGAUGAAUGUGUGACUUCACGAGCAAAAUUACAGCAAAGUAAAAAAAAAUCUGAGGAAGAAAAAGCUUCUCUACAUGUUCGCAUUGCACAUCAAUAUGAAUUACAAAAACAAAAGGUAGAAUUAGAAAUGUCUCUAACUGCCUGUAAAACUCAGGUAUCAUCACUCACUAAUGUUGACAAAACACGAUCAGCAACAAUUGAUGCUUUACAUUUGGAAAAAAAUACAACUUCAAUUAAAUUGAAAGAGACAAUAGAGGAGAAUAAAAAAUUACACGAUGAAUUAGAUAAGCUGAAGAAUGAAUUAGAAGCAGCUAAAUUGGCAAUAAAUGCACCACAAGAGAAUAAAGUAAUGGAAAUUGUACCCAAAGCUCAAGAAAAUACUAAAAUAAAAAAGAAUAUUGAGGGAGGAGUUCAAAACUCUCAAGAUGAGGAGGAUGAAAUGAAAAAACAAAUAAAUCAUAUGAUAUCGGGUCACAAUCUUUUUGAAGAUACCGAUGAUGUAGAACUCAAUAAUGUUGCAGAUGAAGAGAAAGAUCAAAAAUUAGUAACAAACGAUGAAGAGAAGCAAAAAAAUCUUGUAACAUAAAAAUCAUUUUUUUUUUUUCAAUAUAUUUUUAUUUUGACAAAAAAGCAAAAGAUUGAGUAUACCAAUAUUAUAAGUAUACACAAUUACAUUUCCAUUGAGAAUUUUUUUUUUUUCUUUAUUAAUUCGCAUUUCUUUUACAUAAGUUAUUUAUAUUUUAAGACUUGUAACACUGAUAAUUACAAGUCUAAGCAAAAUACAAAACUUUUGUUUUACCUUAGAAGAAAGUAAAAAAAAAAAAAAAUUGUACCCAUAUCGCUCAUUAAUAUAUACUUAUUAAAUUUUUAAAAAAAUCAUGACAAUUUUUAGAUAAAUUUUAUUAUAAUUUUAUAAAUUAAUUGUUUUUAUAAAAAAACAAUGUCAGGAUUUACAAGCCUGAAAAUUGUUUAUACUAGAUGAAAAUGUACGUUUGUAUAAAUAAAACGAAAUGAAAUUUACAAUAUA
Leptopilina boulardi is the source of this 1654-nucleotide messenger RNA. Its product is annotated as glutamic acid-rich protein-like. The transcript has 5 exons. Bases 449 to 1213 code for a protein of 254 amino acids. The record is from RefSeq and is a predicted model, not a curated record. NCBI's taxonomy places the organism in Eukaryota, Metazoa, Arthropoda, Insecta, Hymenoptera, Figitidae.